GGGGAGCCCCUCUCUGCUCCCCGCCGCCCCCAAUCACCCACCAGCUCAGCUCACCAGGGAAUGAUGAAAAAAAAUAAUUCUGCCAAAAGGGGGCAACAGGAUGGAAACCAGCAAUCAGCGCAGCCCGAGAAGGUUGGCUGGGUGCGGAAAUUUUGCGGGAAAGGCAUUUUUAGGGAAAUCUGGAAAAACCGUUAUGUGGUUUUGAAGGGAGAUCAGCUUUACAUCUCUGAGAAGGAGGUGAAAGAUGAAAAAAACAUGCAGGAAAUGUUUGACCUGAGCGACUAUGAGAAAUGCGAAGAGCUCAGGAAGUCCAAAAGCAGAAGUAAAAAGAACCACAGCAAAUUUACUCUUGCCCACUCCAGACAGCCUGGAAACACGGCACCAAACCUGAUCUUCCUGGCUGUGAGUCCAGAAGAGAAAGAGUCCUGGAUUAAUGCCCUCAACUCGGCAAUCACACGCGCUAAAAACCGCAUCCUAGAUGAGGUGACUGUUGAAGAGGACAGCUACCUUGCUCACCCAACACGUGACAGAGCAAAAAUACAGCACUCCCGACGCCCUCCAACACGGGGACAUUUGAUGGCUGUGGCAUCUACCUCAACCUCUGAUGGCAUGCUGACGCUUGACCUGAUCCAGGAGGAAGACGCCUCUCCAGAGGAUCACAGCACUUGUGAGGAGAGCUUCCGGGUGGACCUGGAUAAGUCAGUGGCUCAUCUUACUGCUGGCCGGCACCGCUCCGAUUCAGAGAAUGUCAAGUCAGAGAAAGGCCGGACAGGGAGCCUCCCGAGACGGGAGGUGACCUCAUGGGACAGAUCAGGGCAGCGCAACGACUCCUUUGACAAAGGGACCAUGUACACUCCACAGGUCCCCAAAAAGCUCUCGUUCUCAGAAAAGAACAAAUGUGCCUCCAUGGAAGAAAUCCUGUCUCGACGGGACUCUUCCACGCACCGGGCAGUGCUGAGGAGGGGAUUGGAGGCUCAGUUUGCCUCAGCAGAACCAGAACAGCUGUCCCGGAUACAAGAACUGGUUGCACUAAAACUGGAAAAAACUCAGGAACUGCUGACAGAGGUGAAGGGCUAUGGGGAAGGCAAGAGAAAGACCAAGGAUUCCAACACCAGCACCACCACCACCACCUCUUCAUCCUCAUCAACUUCCAAGUCAGACUCUGAAAGGAUCCUGCAGGAAUCGGAGAGGUUGCUGGGGGAGGCUUCCUCCACCUGGAGCCAAGCCAAGAGGGUGUUGCAGGAGAUCAAAGAGUUGAGGGACCUGUACAAACAGUUCGAACUGCAGCAGUCGGACUCGAAACCCAAACAGAGCUCACAGUCUCAGUACAGGAAGAGCAUGAUGUGAAGGCAAGCCUUGGGAUUGGGAGGGAGGGACAGGGGAGGGUGGCCAUUUGGUCUUUUUUUUUUUUUAAUUAUUUACAGUGUUCAAAAGAGUAAAAUGGUGCCUGUUCUCACCCAAAUUUACUCCUCAAAGCUUGAACCUUUUCUUUCCUCCAUCUCAUCCCCUGAUGAAACAACCCUGUGUUCCAAUAAAUUGUUUCAGUUUAUACCUCCUUUUUUAAAAAGUACCCUUUGAACUGUGUGCCCCCAGCUUCUGUCAUGCUUGGAGGACAGAAGAAAGCACCAGUUCCUAGAAAGUGCCCCUGCAUGCCUGCAGCAGCACGUGCAUAACUAUAGGGACAGAUGCUCCUGCGCUGUAUAAGCCCUGGCUUUGCUGCUCUAAACUCCGAGCUGUAUCCUGCAUUACAGCUGCCUGACCAAGAGUGUUGUCUUGUUCGCUCACCAUCCUCUUGGAAAUAAAACAGUUAUCCGUCCCAGCCAAUGCUUGGAAGUCCCCGUUAUCCAGGAACUGUCUUGAAGAUGCUUGGAAGUUCAGGCUGACCUCAAGCUUUAUGCGAGUCAGAGGCACUCACCGGACUGCAGCUAGCCAGGCUCUGUCCUGGCACAGGUCCCUUUUGUGAACUCCAGGGCUGGCAGCUGUUACUCUUGUGGUACAUACACAGCCCUCCAGAAGGAGGGCAACAGGUAUGCAAUCUGUGUUCAAACUAACCCUAUCUGUCCACUGAUGCUUUAUGGAAACCCCCAGCCCUGUGCAAUGGGAGUUAGCGGCCAUAUGUCUUCCUUUCUGUGCAAAUAGAGGAUCAAAGCCUUGAAUCUAUCAGACAGCUGAUAUGGGUUGUUUUGGUGGGGGGAGGGAGGUGUUUUUUCUGGCUUUUCCAUUUUCAUUCCAUUUCCCUCCGCCCCUUUUCUUUGAGCUGGAGGGAAAUGGAAAAAUCAGGGUUGUUUGCGAGGGGCAGCAGGAAACCAAGAGCCAAAGUAGUUUUAGUGGGUUUGAGUCUGGGGUCUCAUGCAUGCACACACUUUGUUUUUGCCAGUCUGACUGCAAGAGACAGUCCUUGUUGCUACCCUAAGAUCAGAACCAGCCCCACUGAAACGAAAGCUGAGCCUGCAAGGGAGCUCAAAUACCCUUAUCUUGGUGAUGCCAAGCACUUUGCUAAAUAGGUGGCUCAGUUUUCACGCCUUUAAGCAGAAGGACAAGAGAGGAGGAUGUUAAGAUGUCUCACAGGUCUUAAAGUACACCAAUGUGGUAACAUCCUUUUUUUUUUUUUUUUCAAAGAAACCUAAUUCCCUUGCCUACAUUGCAAAUAAUCCAUGAAAAUAUUAAAACCAACAGAGUUAUUUCCUGGUUGCA
Messenger RNA from Struthio camelus australis, 2694 nucleotides. It is a transcript of the gene PLEKHO1, whose product is annotated as pleckstrin homology domain containing O1. Gene Ontology annotation, cellular component: ruffle membrane; muscle cell projection membrane. The record is from RefSeq and is a predicted model, not a curated record. Lineage: Eukaryota; Metazoa; Chordata; Aves; Struthioniformes; Struthionidae. Gene Ontology annotation, biological process: regulation of myoblast fusion.